AUGCCAAGCUGGACAACGAAAGUAUACGAAAGGAGAGGAAAGAUGAAAAUUAAUACUCCUACUGCAAAGGCCCUUCGCUUCUUCCAGAAAGAGCCGGAACAUUAUAUGUCCAUUGCCGAUUUGAAAGUCGUUCAGCAAAACUUUCGCAACGACGAAUCAGGUGAAUGGAAAGUAGCAGAAGACGUUGGCCUUUCUUGCUUUCCACGAACACAUUAUCGGAUACGUUGGAAUAGUACUGAAUCAGGUGCUAAAUGGCAAUCAUGGGCUCUUUUGGGUGUUUAUGUGGAAAAUACCUUUGCAGUUCGAAGCAUUUAUUCAUUCGAUAGUUCAGGUGAAGUUGACAAAGAUUUACCUUCUUCAAAAGUUUGCAUAGUUGACGAAUAUGCAAUCCUUCAAUGCCCAAUCUUUAUAUACCCUUUCGUCAAACAUUCAUUCAACAAAGCACAUGACCGACUUCAUCAUACCCUUAAAUGUACAUUGAGCCAGACUCCAACUUCUUCACCUUGA
Molecule: messenger RNA, 507 nt
Organism: Meira miltonrushii
Lineage: Eukaryota; Fungi; Basidiomycota; Exobasidiomycetes; Exobasidiales; Brachybasidiaceae
Exons: 1
Coding region: 1-507 (168 amino acids)
Source: RefSeq, a predicted model, not a curated record